GAGGCCAGAAACCAGCAGAGGCACCUGAGACCUCCACGCCUUCUGAGCUGACCUCAAACAAAGGAAUGGCCACACAAACCAUCAAGAUGAUGAAAACGCACUGGAAACAGAUGUCAGCUGAUAAAGAGGGAAUUGUAAUCACCUCAAACUCCAAAUCAAGAGAUGGAAAGGUUCAGUUCCUCGAGGAUGUUCAGAAGAAGAAGAAGAAGAAGCCGUGUGUGACGUUCCACAUUAUCAACAAGGGACCAAACAACAUCUACUUUACCAAUUGCACUGUCCUUGAUAGAAUUCGCUUUUUCACUUUGGAGGAUGAAAGGAAUGUAGCAAAGACCCGUCAACUUCUUCUCUGUCCUGAAGAAAGCUAUGACAUAGCCGUUUGUUUCAAGCCUAAUCAGUGCGGAUAUUUCCCUGCCACGAUCUACUUUGAGUUCAAGAUGGAUGUGCUGAAGCCAGAGAGCUUCUCCAUUGUCAGAGAGGUUGAAGUUUCAGUCAAAACCAAACUGGCUGCUGAGCUGCGGCCUGUAAAACCAUAUAAACCAUUCAAGUGGGUCAAAUCCAAACCUGCUGCUACUCGGGUUGUGGAAGGAGUACCACCUCAAGUGUGAGUUAUCUGAUCCAAAAUGGUUGUAGUCAAAUUAGAAGAUUAUAAGUGCCCCGAGUACCUGCCAGUACUAGCUAAAACCAGAAUGGACUUAAAGGAACUGAUCAUGAAAUUAGGCUCCUGUUUGCGUUUUGCUUCUAGGAAGAUUAAAAAAAUUCUGGAGUCUCUUUUGGAUAUGCAGAACUAUGCCUGUCGAUUCCACAACCUGCUUCACUUGGAAGAGUUCCAGAUGAGAGUGGACAUCAGAAAGUACGACCUCCACAACCAACCCAUGACCCAAGAUGAAGGCAACAAAAAACUGCUCGUACUGAAAGUCCCUGGGGUUGCUGAAAAUCGUCCUUCUGUACUUCGAGGAGAUUGCAUUAGAGUGACCCUGUCUGAAGAUAAAACCUCAGCGGUCACGUACACUGGAUACGUUCACAAAGUAGAGCUGGACCAAGUGAAGCUGGGCUUCUCUAAAAGCUUGUUGGAGAAAUUUGUCAACAAUAUGAAGUUUGACGUACAUUUUACCGUCAACCGGCUUACUUUGAAGCUGCAGCACCGAGCCGUGGACUUGGCCGUAAAACAUCAGCUGAAGGAGGUUCUGUUUCCUUCCGAUGCUGCAGUGCCAAAUGUUUCCAUCCCACAACUCAGUAUGCUCAAUCGUCAGCUGGAAGAAAACAUGGAACAACGUAAUGCCGUCUGUCACAUCGUUGCUGGAUCAUCAAAGCCUGCUCCUUAUAUUGUCUUUGGGCCUCCAGGAACUGGAAAGACCAUUACUUUGGUUGAAGCUAUAGCUCAGAUCUGCAGGGCAAAUGGCUCCGCCCACAUCCUCGCCUGCACACCUUCAAACAACGCAGCUGAUUUGCUGUGUGAGAGGCUGCAGAUGCACAUGGACUCCAAUCAGCUGUAUCGCAUGUUCGCCAGCAGCCGAGACCCUAACAGUCUCCCCCAAACCCUGCUGAGAAACUGUAACUGGGACAAGGACCAAGGUUGUUUUGUGUUUCCAGAGAAGGACGUUCUGAUUGGGUAUAGAGUUAUUGUCACAACUCUGUUCACAGCAGGCAGACUUGUGACAGGAGGGAUCCAUGUCGGCCAUUUCUCACAUGUGUUUAUCGAUGAAGCAGGUCAAGCUGAAGAGCCACAGUGUGUCAUUGCCAUUGCAGGCUUACUCUGCGCAGAAACGGGUCAUUUGGUGCUGGCAGGAGAUCCAAAGCAGCUGGGACCAAUCAUUCGAUCUUCGAAUGCAAUCGAGUACAAGUUAGGACUUUCUCUGCUGGAAAGGCUGAUGAAGCUCGAACUUUAUCAAGACUUUGAUUCUCGUUACGUCACAAAACUGCUGAGAAACUACAGGUCUCACGGUGCCAUUUUGAAAAUCCCCAAUGAGUUGUUUUAUGACAAUGAACUGCAGGUGUUUGCUGACAAACUGGAGCGCGAGACUUACUGCAAAUGGGAUGCCCUUCCCCAAAAGGGUUUUCCUUUGAUCUUCCGUGGAGUGCAGGGGAAAGAUGAGCGAGAGGCCAACAGUCCAUCGUUCUUCAACGUGUCAGAGAUCGAAGUCCUGGUGGAGUACCUCAGCAAGUUGGAACAAACCCAAGAGAAGAAGGGUCUGCCCAAGCUCUCUGCUAAGGACAUCGGCAUUAUUGCCCCCUACAGGAAACAAGUUGAGAAAAUCAAGAAGGCUCUGAGGUUCAGCGCACUCAAACAUUGGAGUGAUCUGGAAGAACUCAAGGUGGGAUCUGUGGAAGAGUUUCAGGGACAAGAGCGGAAGAUCAUCAUGGUCUCUACUGUCCGUAGUUGCUUCAACCACGUUAAGACGGACAAAGAAUUCAAUAUUGGAUUCUUGUGUAAUGAAAAGGUUUGUUUCCUUUUUCGUUUUGUUCAUUAA
Molecule: messenger RNA, 2468 nt
Organism: Nematolebias whitei (Rio pearlfish)
Lineage: Eukaryota; Metazoa; Chordata; Actinopteri; Cyprinodontiformes; Rivulidae
Gene: mov10a
Product: Mov10 RISC complex RNA helicase a
Exons: 17
Molecular function (GO): 5'-3' RNA helicase activity; RNA binding
Source: RefSeq, a predicted model, not a curated record